AUGACGUCGUCAUCCGUCAAUCUGCAGACCACCGGGAUGUCAGACGCUGCGGAGGCUGUGGCGGCGGACGACGGGUCCGGGGCCGCGUCCUGUAGUCGCAAUCCGCUGCUGUGUUUCCUGUGCGAGGACUACUACAGCGAUCCUUGCAUCCUUAUUUGUUUCCACACUUUUUGCGCCAAAUGCAUCCGGACCAAAAACCAGGAAGGCAAAAUCAACUGUCCCCUGUGCGGGUGA
Molecule: messenger RNA, 234 nt
Organism: Macrosiphum euphorbiae (potato aphid)
Lineage: Eukaryota; Metazoa; Arthropoda; Insecta; Hemiptera; Aphididae
Source: the annotation of a GenBank genome assembly